CCUUAAAGCUUAUAAAUUUAUAGACGAUGAGAGCAGGUUUAUCAAAACGCACUUUCAUUUUAUAGACAGUAUUAUAGUCUUUUCCUCACGAUGAUCAUAGAGAAUGUGGAUGCCUUGAAGUCGUGGCUGGCAAAGCUCCUGGAGCCAAUAUGUGAUGCUGACCCCUCUGCAUUAGCCAAUUAUGUUGUAGCGCUUGUGAAGAAGGACAAACCGGAGAAGGAGCUAAAGGCACUCUGUGCCGAUCAGCUUGAUGUCUUCCUACAAAAAGAGACGACGGGAUUUGUCGAUAAACUUUUUGAAUGUCUGACAACCAAGAACUACCUAGGAAAUUCUGCCGCCAAAGAAGUUCCUAAAGAGGAGAUAAAACCACCUGCAGUCAAAUCUGACGUUGUGGAGGCUGAAACUCCAGAGGAGGAGAGAGAAAACAGGCGAAGGAGAAGUCCUCUGAGAAACCGCCCUGACUUCAACGAGUCCAGGAGCCGCGACGACAGGAGGCGAGAUGAGCGCAAACGCCGCGACUUCGAUCGGCACGGGAAAAACGCCAGUGACUCCCACCGCGAGCGGGAGCGCCACGAGCGGCGGAGGGGCAGCCCCCGCGGGAGGAGCUACAGCCGCAGCCGAAGCCGGAGUAGGAGUGGCAGCCGGGGAAAGAGCAGGGACAGGGAGCACAGAGGAGUCAGAGACUUCAAGUCAAAGUUUGAGGUAGAAAGGAAGGAUACUGACAGCUACAACUCUUUGAACACCGCCGCUUCCCAGCAGCAGCAGCACCCGUCGCCUCUCUUGCCCCUUCCCACACCCCCACACCCCUUUUCAUCUUCGUCCUCUGCUGGAGUCUCAGGAGGAGUUUCUGUAGCAACACCAGCUCACAUGCCCGAUAGCACUACAGACAGCUGGUCUGGCUACUAUAGCGCACAGAGGCAAGAUGGUGUUGGCAAGCCAUUCAGCAACAAGAACACUUCACUCAAACAGCGUUGCAGGGAUUACGAUGAAAAAGGAUUUUGCGUCCGUGGUGAUCUUUGCCCAUUUGACCACGGCAACGACCCUCUCAUCGUCGACGAUGUUAAUCUACCGAGCAUGAUUCCGUUCCCACCCCCGCCUGUUAUGGCCCCUGCUGGCCUGCCAAUGCCCCCGAUCACUGAGCCACCCCCUUCCCUCAGGAUACCUCCAAUGCCACCGUACGGCCAGCCACCACCACCGGGCGUCUUCCCCAUGACCAGACCUCCACUGAUACCAACCAGUGGAAUUGAUACCCCCAACCACCAAUCGGCUAUCGCUGCUUCUCCUCCUAUCAGACCUCCUGGUGUAGGGAUGCCGCCUACUCUUCCUCCUCCUCCACCUCCUCCCUGCUCGUCUUCAUCUGUGUCACUACGUCCCCAAUAUGUCCAGUCUGAAUAUAACUAUGAUCCAGAGGCCUAUAAUCCAGAAUCCCCAGGCCUGACGGCGGCAGGUCGUAACCAAUACCGUCAGUUCAUUCCUCGAGUGCAGACCCAGCGCCCCAACCUCAUCGGCCUCACCUCCAAUGAAGGACAAGGCUCCAGAGCUGCCAACAUAGUGAUCCAGACAGAGCCUGCCACUACAGCCAGCACUCCUGGAAGUAAUGUGUCCCGUUUCAACACGGAGCAGGACAUCAGGAAGAGAACCAUGGGAUCCAGUACAGCUGAGGGACCGGCAGCUAAAAAACCCUGGAUGGAAAAGCCAAACUUCAACAACCAACAUAAGAGCAGCUUUCCCAAGAGGAAUCACUAUGUGAACACCAAGCUCGAAGUGCGCAAGAUCCCACGUGAGCUCAACAACAUCACCAAGCUCAAUGAGCACUUCAGCAAGUUUGGAACCAUUGUCAAUAUUCAGGUGGUGUUUGGGGGAGACCCAGAGGCAGCGUUGAUCCAGUACACAAAGAAUGAAGAAGCCAGACGGGCCAUAUCCAGCACAGAGGCGGUCCUCAACAACCGCUUCAUCCGUGUGUACUGGCACCGUGAGCCCGGCACGAACCCCACAGGGCAGCAGGAACAGAGCUUGGGGAGCCAGUUGACGGGGUCAGCGCCUAAUCAGGGGCCGCAGCACAGCAAUGUGCAUAAAGGUAUCAAGCAGCACAAUCCUGCUGCUUACGUGCUGAACAAGACUAUACCCAAGCAUCGCCUGCCAGCAGUGGCUGGGACCACAGCCACAACCAAGCCGGACGGCCUCAACCCAAACACAGACCCUGUCACUGGGGCGCCUGCACUGACAAACACCCCGAAGGGCCCCUUCAAGUCGUCCUCAAAGACCCUUGGGAAAACGGGAAAAGCACUAGAAGCACAGGAAGUCCUAAAGAAGAAACAGGAGGCAUUAAAACUCCAGCAGGACAUGAGAAAGAAGAAGCAAGAGAUGUUACAGACACAGAUGGAGUAUCAGAAGGCGUUGAUAAACCAUCUCGAGAAAAACCGAGGGAUGAAACCUGCAGAAAGAGACGGCAUCAUGAAGACGCUGAAGGAGCUGACGGAGAAGAUCGCCCAGCAGCAGAAUGAAAUGAAUCCUGCCUCCCAGGUCUCUGGUGCCAAAUCCAACCACAACCAGACCAAGACCAAGACUGACGCCCAGAAGGAAUUGCUGGAUGCUGAGCUGGACUUUCACAAGAAGAUGAGCUCUGGAGAGGACACAACAGACCUAAAGAGAAAACUGGGACAGCUACAAGUGGAGGCGACACGACUAGGCCUCAUCCGGCCCCCAGUGGGUCGAGGUCGGGGCCGAGGGAAGAUGGCCCUGGAGCCUGGCGUGAUGCAUGGAGGCCGCGGCAGGGGCAGAAGCCGGGAGAUGAUGGGUCGCGGCGGGACUGUGAACCGCAUGGUUGUCGACCACAGACCCAGAGCUCUGGCUAUUCUAGGUGUCACUCAGGAGGAGAAAGAGGAGCUAAUGCCGCACUUUGUGAAAUUUGGUGAGAUCGAGGAUCUUCGCGAUCAAGACGCCAACAGUGUCAUCAUGACCUUUAAGACACGAAGCGAAGCAGAGAAUGCAGCUAAUCAGGGAGCUAAGUUCAAAGGUCGUGUGCUGCAGAUUUCCUGGUACAAGCCCAAGAUGCCCUCUGUCACAACAGAGCCAGAGGAAGAAGAGGCUAAAGAUGAGGACAAUACGAAGGAAGCUAGCUCUUAUUUGCCUGGUGAGGAGGAGGAAGAAGAGGAGGAGGAGGAUGACGAUGAAGACGACGAGUACGAGAGCCGAUCUUGGAGACGAUGAAGGCGUCGUGAUUCGUCAUCACCUGCUCUCCAGCAAAAUCAGUGGUUAUUUUUCCCGACAUGUGGACAAAAUCAAUACAGCAGAAAUCACAAUUUUUUUCCUUUUCAGUAUUUUCAAACUAAGUAAUUUUAGACUCUAAUCAAAGUAAAAACGUCUUUACUUUAGUUGUACAUCAAAAGAGGUUUAGAGGAUCUGCAUUUUUUGUAUUCCUCAACUAAACAAAAUUAUUUAAAACAUCUCACUUUUGCUGAGAAAGAUAAAUGUUAAGUUGUUCUUAUAGAUAGAAAAACCUAUGUAAGUUUCAGUGUGCUUACCAGAUGAUUAAUAUCAGUAAUGCACAACAUUUGUGUCUACUGUGAAUAGGUAUUUUUAUACAUACUGUAUUUAAGCUCUUUUUCUCACCAGUUUUUGAAAAAUCUUGUCCUCAGUGCAGGGACAACCAUUCCAUCACUAAUAGUACGUUCUCUGUUGCUACCAGAGAGAUAUUUAUUUAUUUUUCCACUGCAUAAGUACACAGUGCCGUACCGAUAUUGACACAGUAUGGUUUUGGUUUUGUUUUCCAUUCAAUCGCUCAGUUUGUUUUGGUAUGGGUAAGCCCAAAGUGGUAAAAGAUCCAAAUAUUUUUGGCAGUGGCUCUGUGUGCUGGCAUGAAUACAUGCUAGUUUGUGCAUGUUGCACCAAUAAAUCAACAGAGCCACCCCUGCCCGGCACCCAAAGGUGCUGAUACUGUACCAUAACCAUAUUAGAGCCAGUGCAGGUACAGAAGGAUACCAGUGCAAUAGAGAAACCCAAAUAAAUGUUUACAAAUUGCAGUGUCCAUGCACGUCAGAUACAGUCUUGUAGUAAAUAUUCACAUUUUCCCCGCAUUACCUUUUGUUGCUCGCUGACCAGUGCCACUCUGUAAAUAUAAACACUCAUACGAGUGUUUUACAUUUUCUAAGAGUGUGUGACAUUUUUCACUUGUUUUAAUCUGUCUCCUGGUCAUCCAAAAGGCCUGACAGGACAAGGAUCAGAUCACCCAUUUCAAAAAUGUGAGAUCCAUAGACAGGUGUUUGAAUGUAAUACGGAACAGUUGAUUUUAAUAUAUGUAUAUAUAUAUUUAUAUAUAUAUAUACACAUACAUAUAUAUACAUAUAAAUAUAUAUAUAUAUAUAUAUAUAAUUUGCCUUACACAAUCAGCAGAUGGCUGAAUUUUUACAAGAUUUGUGAUUUACUUUUGUAAAUUUUGUAAAUGCUUGAAAGAGAAAUUACUGUUGUACUUACUUUGUUUUUUGUUUUUCGAUUUUUGUUUUUGUCAUUUUUAAAUGAAUGACAAGAUUGUGUCAGGUAGAAAAGGUCACGCAAGAGUGCUUAGAGUCUCUGCUUAUUCGCAAGAACUGUGCAUUUUUGUUAAACCAGUCCAUAUUGUUAUUUCACUAAAUUUGUCAUUUCAGCAGCCCAUUUCUUUUAAGGAAACAGUCAGAGCUGCUCAAAACAAAGGCACUGGGAGUCAUGCACCUCGCAAUAUUAUUUGUGCAUUAUUGCAGCUUUGCCUGCGCCUCAUUAUUGUCAGACAGUGCAACAAACCCAUAAGCAUCUGCUUCCACAAUGCGCACCUUUCACGACAAUAAUAUUUUGUGUUUUGCCUUCUUUACAUACUGUAUACUGUAUUUUAGGAUCCUCAAGGUGGGAGGAAUGAAAUUCAUUAAAGGUCAUUUGGAAAUGUACUACAUGCAAAAUGACACAUUUUUGACAUUUAAAAUGUGUUUAUUUAUUCCUGCCCUGAAACAAAUAACUAUGUUUACUUGCACUCUAAUGAAUUUUAGAUGUUUGAACAUCAUUAUUCAACUAAACUGAUUACAUCCAGUAAAAUAACUAGUCUGAAUAACACCAAAACAAAGGAGACACAUGAACUUAAUAGUUAAUUGUAGCAGUCUCACUAUUGUAAAUAUACAUCUACUCACUAUACUUACAUCUGUCUGCAUGUAAAUAUAGUGAGUAACAAUGAAAUGAGGAAAAAUGCUUGCAAAAGUGUGACAGAAUUUGUCUUAUUUGUUCCUUAGAGUAGUCUGGCACCACAUGUGAAAGGGUGCAGAAACCUUACCGUGAUUUCCUCCCACCUACAAUGUUCGUUGCGCUUUUGUUUGGAUUGCAUAUCUCACUGUCGACUGAUAACUCAGAAGCCUCCUGCCAGUGACCUCAUUGUCCCAUCCAAACCUUUACAUUCAUGCUUUUGUCUCCACCAUCACUGUGCCAGUCACAGUGAGGUUCAGGUGUGCAUGUGGAAAGAUGAAGCUUCUCCUUUUGGCACCUUGUACUUUAAUAUGAUUUUUUUUAAUGAGGUCACUGGCAGUUUGAAAGGACAAACCUAUACUGGCAGGGUUCUUGCUUGUUUAAAUUGAGGAUUCAGAGAAGGUCUCUCUCCCACUUUUUGUACUUGUACUUGUAACUUCUGUAUGCUACUAUCACACAAUAGUGUAAAAAAAAUGUAAAAUGUUUAUUGGAUAAUAGUUUUGGAUUUGUUACUGUUUAUAUUUGCAGGAUGUGGAUGUAUUUUCUUCAUGUAUUAUGUUUGUAAAAAAUGGAUUUCUAAUUUACUAGCAUGUUUGCUUUUGCCAAUAAAGAUGGAGGAAUGGGGUGCUUGUAAGACAAUGAAAGAAAAAAGAAAAAAAAAUACAAGAAGAAAAAAUAUAUUUUAAUUGGAGAGAAAAAAGAGUUUUGAGUUAAAGAAAGAAAAUUGACCAAAAGAAGUCAACAUUGGCAAGGGGAAAAAAUGCAAGCAAAAGCAUUCCAGAAAAUAUUA
Messenger RNA from Scomber scombrus (Atlantic mackerel), 5992 nucleotides. RefSeq names its product RNA binding motif protein 27 (gene rbm27). Lineage: Eukaryota; Metazoa; Chordata; Actinopteri; Scombriformes; Scombridae. The record is from RefSeq and is a predicted model, not a curated record. The coding region runs from base 91 to 3210 and encodes 1039 amino acids. The transcript has 21 exons. Gene Ontology annotation, biological process: mRNA processing. Gene Ontology annotation, cellular component: nucleus. Gene Ontology annotation, molecular function: metal ion binding; RNA binding.